AUGAAAGUCACACUUACAUUAUUAAUUGUCUUGGCCAUUGCUAAUGCUGGUAUGGUUCAAAAAUUCCCCCUUAAAUAUGGUGGUAAAAGAAGCAUUAUGAAUAUUAUGGUUGAAGUAGAAAAUAAAAUUAAAUCCCAUUCACCACUAGAUACAAUUAAAGGAGUUCUUGAUAACUUUAAAUCAGCUGUUUCUGAAGAAUAAGGAACUCAUGAUGAAGUUUAUACAGCUCAAUAAGCUGAAUGCUAAAGUGAAAUUGCUUACAGAAGAGCAGAAGUUGAUGAUGCUCUAAGUACACUCAAAAUUGCCAAUGGAAUUCUUAAGUCAUCCAACAUUUUAUUGAAGAAAACUUAAGCUACACUUGGAGAAACUGAAAAUAUUCUUAAUUCUGUAUCUCUACAUAUUGAUCUUAUUAAUGAUGUCAGAAAAGAAGAUACACAAUCAUACAAUAGAGGAGCAGUUACAUUCAAUGAUGCUAUAAAUGCUAUUGAUGAUGCAAUCGAUCUUGGAGUUUCUUUGGUCAAAGGUGAAGCAAGCUUAAUUCAAGUUGCUGAUAUGACAACCAAAUUGAUGAUGGCUUCAGUUGCCACAAAGAUGAACAAAGCUUUCAUGAUUCCAUUGGCUGCUUUGGCUUCUAUUAAAUAAGAAUCAGAUGCUGCAGGGGCUGCAGAAAGACUUGUUUAAUUAUUAUAAACAUUAAGAAGCAACGUUGAAGAAGCCUGGGCCUCUUAUACAGCCGAAAAUACCAAUGCAAUAGCUUUAUUCACCUAAUAAAAGGAUUUAUAUCUAGAUACUUAAAAUAGACUUGAAUCAUCAAAAUAAUAAUUGGUUAGUAAAGCUGAAAGCCUACAAGGAGUAAUAACAGUUUAAACAGCUAUUUCAUAAGCUGCCACUAAUAAAAAGUAAAGAAACUAAAUCUUAUGGGAUGAUGCAGAAGAUUUAUGCCAUAGUUUUGAUGUGGAAUAUGAAGCUGUUACAGAAGGAAGAAGACAAGAAUUGAUUUUAGUAUAAGAAUUAGAGAGAGCUGUUGAGAGAAGAGCUGCUGAAUAAUAAUGA
Messenger RNA from Paramecium pentaurelia, 1053 nucleotides. The record is from the annotation of a GenBank genome assembly. NCBI's taxonomy places the organism in Eukaryota, Ciliophora, Oligohymenophorea, Peniculida, Parameciidae.